Molecule: messenger RNA, 4833 nt
Organism: Magallana angulata
Lineage: Eukaryota; Metazoa; Mollusca; Bivalvia; Ostreida; Ostreidae
Exons: 13
Coding region: 83-2989 (968 amino acids)
Biological process (GO): proteolysis
Molecular function (GO): cysteine-type endopeptidase activity
Source: RefSeq, a predicted model, not a curated record
CUGAAUUCCCGGGUGUACGGUUACUUUCGGUUUCAUUGACUCACUGUGGUUAAGGUGAUAUAUUCAGGUAUUUGUUGGGAAAAUGUCUUCGAAUGCAGAUGAAGUUAAAUUCUUUACUGGAAAAGAUUGGGAAAGAGGAAAGUUGAAUUUUGAAACAUCUUUGCUCGAGGAGUUAGAGAAAUGCAAGAAAUUAACGAGAAACAAUGUGAAUGACAAAAGAGAAUAUAAUUUUCGGCAUGCAGUGCGUGGAAUAGCCAUUGUUAUUAGUAAUGAAAUAUUUGAAUUAAAAGACGGUUCUAAGAUGAAACCAAGGACGUACGCCAAGAUAGAACUUAGUAAAAUGAAUGAAAUGUUCGCUGGACUUGGGUACUUAGUUAUGUCUUUCAAGGAUCUGACAGCUACACAAAUGUAUGAAGUUAUAAGAACAGCAACUUCAUCAAAAAUGGAUUUUUUCCUGAAUAAUUCAGACUCUUUUGCCUGUGUCUUGGCUUCACAUGGAAGUGAAAAAUCUGUUGCCAAUCCAAAGGUUGAUUGCAACGUCUACCAUCACGUCAUUUAUGGAACAGAUGAGCCCAUUAAAACACACCUUCUUUUUGAUUUACUAGCCGAAAGUAGAUGUAAAGCACUACAAGGCAAACCCAAAUUAUUUUUUGUGCAGGCCUGCAGAAGUCGAUCUAAUCAAGGGCCAUCACGAUAUAGUAAGGGUGUUAACGUUGUCGAACCUAUCUCAAAAAAUUGUUCAAAUCCGAGACAAGGUUGUGACCAAACCGAGAGCCUGUCAGAUGAUUCAGCACCACAAUCCACAGAAGUUGUUGAUGGCAGUGUGGACCAAGUCAAGAGACGCAGAUACACUCUGGAUCAAUCCAACAAUGCACAUGAUUCAAAUCCAAAGUCAGCCAGUGACACGGCCACCACUGAUGAAAGUGAAGACAACUUUGAAGAAGACGCGUACAGGGAAAAUGAAGCGAGUCAGCAUACAGAGUUGACGACUGAGCUGAUGGAUUGGUCAAGUUCAGAUGACGUUAUUCCAUGUUUAGAUGUUGAUAUCAUUCGCGAAGAGACCAACAACAUUGUUGAAGACUCUUCCAUCAUUGAAAGAGGGAAAAACUGGGUAAAGAAGAGAUUAUUCAUCAGGAGGAAUUUAUUCGCUAGACCAGUGGAUGUUAUGACGACAGUUGCGAUGCCAUGUCAUAAUGAUUUUUUGAUCAUGUAUGCUACAUCUGAGGGAAAAGUUGCAUAUGGGCGGGAGGAGAAUGGAGGUUGGCUUGUUAACGCCAUGCAUGAAGUUAUGGUCGAUCAUAUUGUACAUAUUCGUAAAGAUCCUAAGAACUGUAUAGACUUCUUGUCUGUUAUGACUUCCACAAUGUAUAACAUUGCAUACCAUUAUGAAACUAACACCGGGGAACCUUCCACGUCCGGUUUCAAAACAGCACCCACUCUACAGCACAAAUUAUCUCAUGAUCUUAUAUUUAGAAAUAACCAUUCUACAUCAUCCUCACAAUGUCCAGGGUCCUGGGUCCACUCGUGGCCGUGCGUAUUUGUUGGAAAAAUGUCUUCGAAUGCAGAUAAAGUUAAAUUCUUUACUGGAGAACAACUGGAAAGAGGAGAGUUGAGUUUCGAAAGAUCUUUGCAUAGGGAGUUAGAGAAAUGCAAGAAAUUAACAAGAAACAAUGUGAAUGACGAUAGAGAAUAUAAUUUUCAGCAUGCAGUGCGUGGAAUAGCCAUUGUUAUAAGUAAUGAAAUAUUUGAAUUACACGACGGUUCCAAGAUGCAACCAAGAAAGUACGCCAAGAUAGAACUUCGUAAAAUGAACGAAAUGUUCGCUGGACUUGGGUACUUAGUUAUGUCUUUCAAGGAUCUGACAGCUCAACAAAUGUAUGAAGUUAUAAUGACAGCAACUUCAUCAAAAAUGGAUUUUUUCCUGAAGAAUUCAGACUCUUUUGCCUGUGUCUUGGCUUCACAUGGAAGUGAAGUCCUGGAAAAAUCUAUUGCCAAUCCAAAAGUCGAUUGCAAUGUCUAUCAUCACGUCAUUUACGGAACAGAUAGGGCCAUUAGAACACACCUUCUCCUUGAUUUACUAGACGAAAACCGAUGUAAAGCGCUACAAGGCAAACCCAAACUAUUCUUUGUGCAGGCCUGCAGAAGCCGAUUUGAUCCAGGAGCAGAGCGAUUUGAUAGAGGUGCUGUCAUACCUACCGACCAUAGUUUGAGAGAGCAUUCAAAACCUAACCGAGGUCGUGACAAAACCGAGAGCAUGUCCGAUGAUUCAGCAUCACACCCCACAGAAGUGGCUGAUGGCAGUGUGGACCAAGUUGUCAAGAGAUGCAGAUACUCUCUGGAUCAAUCCGACAAUGCACACGAUUCAAAUCCAAUGUCAGCCGGUGACACAGCCACCAAUGAUGAAAGUGAAGACAACUUUGAAGAAGGCGUGUACAGGGAAAAUGAAGCGAGUCAGCAUACAGAGCUGACGACUGAGCCGAUGGAUUGGUCAAGUUUAGAUGACGUUAUUCCAUGUUUAGAUGUUGAUAUCAUUCGCGACAAGAACAAGGACCUUGUUGAAGAACCUUCCUUCAUUGAAAUAGGGAAAAACUGGGUAAGGAAGGGAUUUUUCAAAAAGAGGAAUUUAUUCGCUAGACCAGUCCAAGAUGUUAUGACGACAGUUGCGACGCCAUGUCAUAAUGAUUUUUUGAUCAUGUAUGCUACAUCUGAGGGAAAAGUUGCAUAUGGGCGGGAGGAGAAUGGAGGUUGGCUUGUGAACGCCAUGCAUGAAGUUAUGGUCAAACAUAUUGUACAUAUUCGUAAAGAUCCUAUGAACUGUAUAGACUUUUUGUCUGUUAUGACUUUCACAAUGUAUAACAUUGCAAUCCAUUAUGAAACUAACACCGGGAAACCUUCCACGUCCGGUUUCAAAACAGCACCCACUCUACAGCACAAAUUAUCUUAUGAUCUUAUAUUUAGAAAUAAGUACAGGGGGUACCAGAAUAUCUGAUACCAUUAACUGUUAAAAUGACAUUAAAGAAAAAUCAAAGGCAUUUUCAUAACUGUUUAUGAUGUAAAUUUUUACGAUACUCAACAAAUUUCACAAACAUUCAUUGGUUGUUGACAAAUUGAGCAUUGUUUUUAAAAACACAACAAAAAGAGAGUGCGUCAGUAUGACGUCCUUUUUCAUCAAUGACAACGUCAAUUGGAUGAGUGAUAUUCCUCACAACAACCAAUUUACAGAUCCCAUUUUAGCAAAUCUCUUCACUAUUAGAGGAAUCGUUGGUUGGUUGGAUGUUUUACCACAGGUUAUUCAUAUUUCAUAAAUGGUACAAUUAUAUCUGGAAUCUGUGUUUGAAAAAAAGAAGAAGUUUUAAAUCAAAUGAUGAUUGUCCGAUUCAUCUUGAAUAAAACUCACGUUAUUUAAUAUAAUUCUCUAAAUAUUUGAAUUCUUGGGAGCGAUAAGAUUGGAAUCUGAGUUUUUCAUAUUUCAAUGAAAGGCACAUUUUUCUCAUAAAUUUGUGGGAUAAACAAUUUAACUACAUGUAUUUUACUUUUUCCGGAAUCACAAUUUACAAGUUUUGACCAAAUGUUGAUUUAGAUGUAUAUGAAUUUCAAAUGGUAUCAAAAGCUUGUGCAAGAUUGGGCAAAUGCGUAAAGUUAAAUUUAUAUUAGAUAGGAACUGUUUACAAAAGAUAUACUUCUCCUUCGUUAGACCAAACUUAGAAUAUUCUGGUGUAAUAUGGGGUAAUAUACCGGAAUAUCUUAGUCAAGAAAAUAGAAAAUAUUCAAUUAGAAGCAGCACGAAUUGUGACCGGGGAUGGAGGGGGGGGGGGGGAGUAAUAGAAUGGCUUUCAAUACACUUCUAUACACAUAAACAGGCUGCUUCCUAAUAUCAAAGCAGAGGUAAGACCAUUGACUUGUUUAAUUCUUUAAAAUGUUCCACGGCAAGACUCCCGAAUGUUAGUAUCUAUCUAAUCUUUAAAAGAAACACAAACUCUUAUAAAAGCAAAUUACACAUAAUACUAGAACUUCCAUAAUUACAUACGAGAAAUAUACGCAAGAACAAGGCUAUACUAUGUGAGUCAUUAUUUUCUAAGUACAAUAAGGCUAUGGAAUACAUUACCUAAUGAAAUACAAAACAACAAUUUUCAAAACUAUCUAAAUCGUAACAAUAUAAACAUUGCCGAUUGCUAUAAUUUUGGAUCCAGAAUAGGACAAAUUCUACACUCAGAACUAAGAUUAGAGUGCAGCGCCCUCAAACUUUAUAUGUUCCACAGAAACUUUUGUCCCUCCUAAUUUUGUACCCGUAGUUCAAUAGAAAGUAAUGACCAUUAUCUUAAUUUUACAUUUUGUAUAUUGUCCAAACUAAAAUAAAAUAAGUAGUAUUACAAUUAACAAACUUCUAGAUCCAACUAAUGUUAACCUAUUGCUCUUUGGGUCCCCAAUCUUAACAAUAAUGAUUAUAAAUAUAUUUUUUAAAUGGUUAAAAAAUCUAUCAUCGACAGUAACCGAUUUCAGGGUACAUGUACUUAGUGUAACUUUGAUAUUUUUUCUUCUUAUUGAUAUUUUUUUAAAUAUCUAGGAUACAUUUAUAUAAAGAUUUAGAGUAGUACUGUAAAUUGUUAUAUAAAACAUAUUGUAUUAUUUUCCUUAGUAUAGGACUUGUACGUAGAUAUCCGGUCGUGGGCCGAUUAGGUCACUAGUUAAUAAUAUAAUGCACUUUUAUUUCCAACUCUCAAAAAUUUAUGCAUUAUAGCAUAUGUCAUAAUGUUUUUAUUUUCCUUUUCCUCUAUUCUCAAUUUACAUAUUUUGGAUGUUUUUUUCUCUCCUUUAUACAUGUAUAUGCUUUCU